UCCACUAAUUGAAAGAAAGCGCACAUUAUCUCUCUAAACAUUACCACGUGUGGUGAGUAUAGCCGCUACACUACAUGUUAGCUUGAUUUUUAUUUAGAUACGCUUUCGUGCAAAUCUGGAUAUGAAUUUUAGUUGUGCGAUUCAGGAAUUAAACGGAUAAAAGAGUUUACCUUAUUAACCAAAUAUUAUUUACAAACUGUUUGUUCAAUGGAUUAAAAUUACAGAAAGGAAACAAAUAAUGGUGUGCAUGCAUUAGGUAUUAAUAUUCAGUGGAAUAAUUGUCGAUAUAUGAAAACAAAAAUCACAACAACAAUGAACAACGCCUGUUUCAAACCUAAAUCAAAAAUGUAAAAUUGCUGCAACAUUCACUUUUUAAUGGACAGUUUAAAGAUUACUUUUGAGAAGGAAGGCUCGCCUAGCUUUGUGAAGGAAUUUAUUUAAUGAAUAGAAUUCUCAUACUUCAGUUCAUAGUUCAUAGUUCUACAUUAGACACUUGAUUGAAGUGCACUUUUGGUAAUGAAUGAUCGGACACUUGAAUAUUAUAUUUGACGUGUUAUUUUGACAGUGUGAAGUAUACACCAGUAUGGAAACAAUGUCGUUAUUAUUUGGACUAUAAUACAAUCUGACUUGAAAGUUUUGGAAUAAUUGUAAUACUCAUACUAUGGCGACAUAUAAAAGAAACUCUAGACAUUUGGUCAUAAUAGUAAUAUUUAUUGUUAUUGUUUUACAUCAAGGCACUUGUCAAGACGGCUUUAAACUAAAUAAAAAGGCAAAAGGGCCAUUGGACAGAUCGAUAAAUGAAAUAAAAGAAAAUGUUUCUUUUCCAACGAAAGACGGUGAUUCGUCAACAAAGACUGAAGAAAUAGAUAAUGAAAUAACAACAGAGAAGAACCAUAUUACGGUGGAAAAGUCAACUCGCCCCACUACGGCAAAUGUCAGGGAUGAACCGACUGUCCCGACUCCAACGUCUAAACCUACAGUUGGACACACUCAACAAAAACGGGAUAAAAUUGACCCUGUUGACCAGUAUUUGCUGGAAGGAAUACUUGACAUUGUAGAUGAAAAGUUUAAUACUUUAAACAAGAGGUUGAUGACGUUGGAAAGAGGGAUCAAUAACGUACAAUAUUACAAUGUUCGCAGUUUUCGUGUGGUUAAUACCCAUUUACACGCGGUGGACACUAUUUUGCACACAAUGCAUACACAGGUUGGGCAAAGUGAACAGCAAAAUAAAUUUUUUGAACAAUCCAUUGCAGGUAUGAAAAACGAAAUUAUUGACUUACAAACAAUGAAUAACGGUAUGUUCCAAGCGAUUGAACAGAAUCUGGUACAUUUCCAUCAAGAUCUCGGGGAGAAAUUAAGUUCUGUAACAGAACGAGUAGAACAAUCAAAUGCACAAAUUAGUCAGCUCAAGAACGCAUCAGCUGAAAUAAAAACAAGCAUCGAACAGAUUGAAAACACACAAAAAGAUUUACAACAAAAUUCAGAGACUUCUGUGUUGCUGACAUCUGAAAUUUUGCAAAAGUCUGCACGCUACAUAAACUCGACAACUGAUAUUAAGAAUACGUUGGAAACUGUAGAAGAGCGUACAAAGCAAAUGAACAACACAGUAGACAAACUUUCUGAAACUGUUUCUAUUUUAUCAACAGACACAUUUGAUAUAAAACAAGGUUUAGCUACAACAUUAACAAAUAUUUCUAUCGCAAAAUUUGACCAGGACCUAUCGGGUUCCGAGAAAGAAGACUUUGCCGAUAAGACGAGUUACCAAGAAUUUAGGGCUAAAAAUUCGCAAAUUCAAAUGUCUUGUGGAAAAAUGCUCGAAAUCUUAGACGAAAAGUUAAAACAUAUCAAUGUGACUCUUUCGGAAGGGCAGACGAAAGAGGAUAAAUGUGAUAAAAGCAAUGUAUACCCAGCUGAUUUCAAAACUCAAAGUAAGAAAUUACUCAGGGCAUUAUCAACUGUAAACGAAAAUGUAUUUCAGUCUGUUACUUUGUAUAAACAUACAGGGAAUCUUAUAGAAAGAGUUAUAUCAGAUACAGAAUAUAUAGCUUCAGAACAAGUUCGUCUCAGGGAAGAACUAGUAGCGUAUUUAAUGAACGGUACAUUUGAUUUAUUUAACCAAAGCAUUCCAGAUUUUGCAGAAAUUAUUGCAACCAGAAAUAAAGAUCAGAAUAGCGAGGAAGCCGCAAAUGAAUCUCAAACAUGUACAGUUACAAAAUCUCUCGUAGAUGAAAUAUUGAAAAUAUCGUUUAACGGGACACAGCUUGUCCAUAUGUUGACAGAACUUGCAACAACGAGUUCCUCUUCAAUACAACUUUCUAUAGAUAAACUGGACCAGGAAAUAAGCAGAUUGAACAAGAUACAAGAGCAACCGCUUCUCUCCGCGCCAUUUAACCAGAAACCGGAAGCUUUUAUCCGAGAUGAUCCGAAAGCUGGCGGAAGUGCUCAAAUAAAAGACAUUCAGAAUAAAACAGACUGGAUCUAUCAACUUUCAGAAGCUAUCGCGUCCAAUACAGGAUGGAUACCGUACGUGUUCCACAAUCUUAGAUUUGUUGAGAAUCAGGUAAAUAAAACUUUAAAACUUGUAACCAAUAUUGAUGCCAGAAGCGAAGAACUUCUCAUACGACAUCGCGCAAAUAUGGCGAUUAUGUUUAAAUCAAAACAAAAGAUGCCUACUCCAAGUCCAGUAGCACAAGCACCGUUUAAAGCUGCAGACGAAUCUGAUUUACCCGAAAAACAAUCAACUUAUUCAGAAAAUGGCUGUUCAGUAAAUUCGAAUCAAAGCGCCCUCUACGAACACAUGAUGAGAUAUGUGUACAGCACUAACAUGAAACUCAAUCGAUUGAUACCUGCUCUGACCAAUCUUCUAGGAGAACCAGAACCAUACAUUGCAUUAGUGGACGGAGAAACGGACAGAGAAGGGCGUGUAGAAGUUUAUCAUAAAGGGCAAUGGGGCACUAUAGCUGGAAUUCUUAACCACGUGGAGGCGUCUUAUGUGUGCAGAAAACUAGGUUACCUUGGAGGCAUUUCCGCCGGAAGCGGAAACUUCGGUGCCGGAAGUGGUCAAUUCUGGGACUUAAAUGUCACGUGUUUGCGUACACGGUGGUGUAGUGCAGUGUCUCACGUGGCCAAUUCCUCCAGAUAUGAUCAUUCAAAGGAUGUUGGUGUUAUAUGUGAUCAUAUGUUGAGACUCACACAAACUAAUGAGGACGAGGAACCGGAAGUGACGAGACAGACUGGUAAGCUCGAGAUCUACCAUCAAAACAACUGGCUCCCUAUCUGCUCCAAAGGCUGGGGUAGAAGAGAGACAGACGUCGCUUGCAAGCAACUAGGUUUUCGUGAAGGUGCGGCCACAGCGGUCAAGGACGAAUCGUUGAGUGAUUCUAAUUGGUUGACAAACGUCACGUGCAAAGGAAGUGAGAACAGAUUAGACGCUUGCGUAUUUGAGUCAUUUGAAUCAAAUGGUUGUCCUGACAUGAAAUAUGUGUCUUUGAUAUGUAGCUGAACUCUUGCUGAGUAAUGUGUACGUGUCAAUCAAACUUCUAUUUUUUAAGAAAUGGAGGAUAUUAAAAAUAUAGCAGACGAUGAAAAGGAAGCGGGUGCAAAUGUAUGUGCAUAGAUUUGUGACUGUAUUAUUUAACUACAGACUGGAACUUUAUUAACUUCCAUUUUAUUAAUAAAUGAGUAUCAAUUGCUAAUUAUUCGCAAGCUAUUAUUUUCAUCAUAUGUAUAAAUCAAGCCAUUAUGAUACGUAUAAAUGCACUUUGUUAUACAUGUUUGCUGUUCACAAUUUGAAUGAAAUACGAUUUUAAACCUAGAACGUGCAUCUAUAUUUACAGCUAGGGUCUUUGUAUAAAACAAUGCUUCUGCAAUAUGAUCUAUACAGCCCUGACACUGAGCGGGUUAAGAGUCAUUAGUGAUACUUAUAACACCAAUUCACGGAUUAUAAACAAAACCAUACCGUGGUUUCUUCCUGCUGAAUGGGAGGACAUGAACUUGAAUUAUAGAUUCUACAUAUCUGCCUUACGACCAGGCAUUGAUGCCAGACUUAUAAUGUGGUUUAGAUAACAACCCAAAAUAAAUUUUAAGUGACGAUCAUUAUGUCUGGUAUAAACAGACACAUUUGGUGAACAUCGUUUUAAAACUUCGGGCUAUGACAUAAUUAUUAUACCAGAUUCAUACAGCGCCCUUUUCAUCAUGAUAAGCACAUCUUUACAUACAAAGACAGACACACGGGGGUCAAAUUCCUCCUGUACUAGUAAUGACACAGAGUAUCUGACCAUUUAGACAGAGCGAGAGAAAAACUCCAGAAAAGAAAGAGAGAUGUCUAGUAUUCAUUAGAUACCAGGCCCGUCCUAGCUCGUUUAAAAAGGCAGUUUAGUUCUUUAAUAAAUGCAAACGAUGUAGUGCAUCGAUAUCGCAUUGUUUACUUGUGUGUUCACGCCUCUUAAGACAAAUAUCUCUUCAACACCGGGUAUAUGCACUUUGCUUCUUUAAACAACACAUACACGUACUAUUCAAGUUCAAGCAUGUUUGUGACAAUACAUUAUGGAUUGAUGAAGGCCUAUAUACUUUGCUACGACGCAGUAUGAAGGUUUUGGCUUAUUAACAAGGACAACUGCGAAUAGAUAGGCGCUUCUGCAUGCCUUAGGAUGAUUAUGCACAUGGUAUAUUGCAGCAGUUCGUCAAUUCGUAUAGACAAAUCGCGGCAGUAUUUGCGUUAGUUCAGUUGUUUGAAACCAGUCGACCGGUCGCUUUGACAUGCAUCCAGUUGGAACCACAGAAAAAAGUUCAAGCAAGGAUAAUAUCAAACUCUAAAGUUUCUUGUUAAGUACAGUGAAAAUUUAGAAAGAUUAAUAACUUGCAUAAUCGA
Mercenaria mercenaria is the source of this 4870-nucleotide messenger RNA. RefSeq lists its product as uncharacterized. Gene Ontology annotation, cellular component: membrane. The transcript has 3 exons. NCBI's taxonomy places the organism in Eukaryota, Metazoa, Mollusca, Bivalvia, Venerida, Veneridae. The record is from RefSeq and is a predicted model, not a curated record. The coding region runs from base 662 to 3502 and encodes 946 amino acids.